CGUUGUUGCGGUUGGAUUUUGUUAUUUUAUUGUUGUUGUUGUUGUUGCUGUCGCUACUAAGUUCGUGUCUCCGCCACAAUACACACCAUUUUCUCAAGCUGCAAAAAACGCAAAAUGAUUAAACAAAUUAACUGUCAAUCAAAUGUCAGUUAUCUUUUUCACUAUACGACAAAAUUGUACAAAUAACAGCAAAACAAACAAAAACACUAAACUCAAAUUGAAUCAAAAUUUGCUCGUUGCGGUCGCCGCUUGUGGAAACCGUUGUGUUGGAGUUUCACAGUUUCUCCUUGCGUCUUUCGUCUGCGCGCGUUCUCCGUGUGUGUGAUAUAACAACAGCCGUUAAGCAGUGACUGAAACAACCAACGGGACUUGUUGUUGUUGUUGUUGCUGCUCUUCUACUUCUACAUCUACUUCUACUCCUACUUCGUUUUUGCCGUCUCCAUCUUCAUCUGUGUUGCCAGUGGGAGCAGUGAAGCAAUCGCGCCAAAUGCAUCGCCAUUGACGACGGGGCUACGUGGAUGCCAAGUUGGCCAUAAAAUCACCAGCAGCAGCACCAGCAGCAGCAGCAAUCAGCGAGGCCAACAACAACAACAAUUCAUUUCUGGUCAAUUCCUUUGACAAUUGUGGGCAGGUGUACGCAACAUUUAAAUGAAGCAAUAUGGGGAAUGGUAUGAACAAGGUCUUGCCGGGACUUUAUGUGGGCAACUACCGCGACUCCAAAGAUCAUCAGCAGCUAGAAAGAUUCAAAAUUUCCCACAUCAUAGCCAUACAUGACAGUCCAAGGCGUCUGUUGCCGGACAAGCAUUAUUUGUGCGUGAUGGCCUCAGAUACGCCAGAUCAAAAUUUAUCACAAUACUUUUCCGUGUGCAAUGAUUUCAUACACGCAGCCCGGCUGCGGGAGGGUAAUGUCCUGAUCCACUGUCUGGCCGGGAUGUCGCGUUCGGUGACUGUCGCUGUUGCGUACAUUAUGACGGCCACGCAUCUCAACUGGAAGGAGGCGUUGAAGGUGGUGCGCGCUGGACGCGCAGUUGCCAAUCCCAACGCCGGCUUUCAGACUCAGUUACUCGAAUUUGAGCAAUACAAAUUGGCCGACGAGCGACGGCGGCUGCGAGAGCGUUUCCCAUCAUCAGCCUUGGAGCAGCUGGAUCGUGUCAAAUGCGGCAUGGCGUUGGACAAUUACCAGGAGCUCUUGCAGAACCGGGACAUAUGCGAGGGCAACUGCUCUCGGGGACAAAAGUGUCCAACAGGCGUCUGCAAUAUGGAUCCCAGCAAAGGUCUCUUCCGACGCCGUCCUUCGAGCGCCUCCACCCAUUCCAGGCUGCGCGCCCAAUCCUCCAAUUCCAACUUGAACAGCUCGACAAGUACGCUGGGUGUUAGUAGUGCUGCCGGUGGAGGAUCUCUUGUUGCCGCCCAAUCCUGCCCCACAUCACCGAAACACUCGCCGCUGCAGCGUCGUUCGGUUGGCAAUGAGCGUAUACCCGAAGAUGAGAUUGCCUACCAGCAGUCAGCUGGGAGUCCAACGGCCACCACGUCCAGUGAGGCGGCACAGUAUGCAGCGGCCAUUGAGGAUGCACGCAGGGAGCAGAGACAGCAACAGCAGCAGUACCAGCAGCGAAAUCAACAACAGCAGCAGCAGCAGCAACAGCAGCAGCAACAGCAACAGUCUCAGCAGCAACUCCAACGUUCUCCGUCCCGUCAAAGCUACAAGUCUGGCGGCCGUGGCAACUCAGUGAGUGGAACUGAGCGUGUGAGCAGCGCUGGCAAUCACCGGGAGCCGGCCGCCGCUGAAAGCAAGAUCGGUGGAGUUCCGCUGCAGCGCAGUGCCAGCACCGUUAGCGGUUUCGGUGUGCGUCCCCGCAGCAGUCCAGCGGGUCUGCAUGCCUAUACCGGUUCGGUGCCAUCCUCUAUUCACGGAUCGCGUGUUGAUCUUGGCGAAGUCGACAAGGGUUCAGCUAUUUACUUGGGUUGCACAGGACCACGGGCGUCCAACUUAUCGAUUGCGUCGUCGCGUGGCUCAUCGGGCGGCUCGGCACCGCCAUCACCGUGCAACACGCCUCCAUCCAGUCCGGCGCGGCAGGCCAUCCGAAGAUCGACGAGCGUGCUCAAAAAGACCAGAUGAAGUGGCCAGGCUCGUCUCUCAUAUAUGGCAGGACCACAACUAUCAACUGUAACUGUUGCGUUUGGAACACUUUGGCUGACUUAGGCUGGUCUAACUAUUGAUUAACUUUGAGGGGAUAGUCAAAAGAAAUUGAGAAAUAUAGCAAAAGACAGCUUACAUCUCAGACCCGCCCAAAAAAUGUAUACCGAGUUGAUCUCUGCGCCAAUUGGACCAUUCGGCAGUUCAUCUCAAUAAAAUAGAAAUUGCGCUCGAGGCUUGUUCCAUAAUAUAGGGCCAAUAUCAUUCAUAAAGAACAUUUAUUUGGACACAUGUCUAUAUUUGACUGUCAGCUAAAAAUUUCAUAGUACUCGGCAAAUUGUUACAAACGAUUUUUUCCGGAAUAUGUUGAGAAUAUUGCAAUUUGAUCUUUUAAGAAAAACACCUUACGUUAAACGGCAAUCGAAAUGAGCUGAGGAAUUUCGUUUUUACAAAAUACUUUGGUAUCUACUAUCGUCCAUGAAUCGUUAGUUACUUUCUUAAACUUAUGAUAUUGGAAGCUAUAGAAAAAACGCUAGCUUUAGCUUAAUACUGUUGAACAAUUUUAUUGUAGAGCAUUUCUUAAUCGAGUGCAAAAAUGAAUUAAUCAAAAGCGAAUAAUUAGGAAGCGACAACAUUGACAAAUUGUAAUAAUCAAAUAAGAUUGUUGGCACACUAUUUUUUCAGAGACGCAUUUAACAAAU
Drosophila grimshawi is the source of this 2838-nucleotide messenger RNA. Its product is annotated as dual specificity protein phosphatase PHS1. Gene Ontology annotation, biological process: protein dephosphorylation. The transcript has 7 exons. The record is from RefSeq and is a predicted model, not a curated record. Gene Ontology annotation, molecular function: protein tyrosine/serine/threonine phosphatase activity. The coding region runs from base 659 to 2119 and encodes 486 amino acids. Gene Ontology annotation, cellular component: cytosol. NCBI's taxonomy places the organism in Eukaryota, Metazoa, Arthropoda, Insecta, Diptera, Drosophilidae.